ACGAGCAGGACGGAGCUGAGGUUCAUUCGUUCAUUCCUUCCUUCAUUCAUUCAAUCCUGAGCGGCUGAUGCUGGAGAUCAGUUACCCUUAUUUUUUUUUUUUAAAGAUUUAUUGAUUGAUUUGAAAGAGAGAGAGAGGUCUUCCAUCUGCUGGUUCACUCCCCAGAUGGCCACAACGGUCAGAGCUGGGCCAAUCUGAAGCCAGGAGCCAGGAGCUCCAUCCGGGUCUCCCAUGCAGGUGCAGGGGCUCAAGGACUUGGGCCAUCUUCUACUGCUUUCCCAGGCCACAGCAGAGAGCUGGAUGGGAAGUGGAGCAGCCGGGACUCGAACCCGCGCCCCAUGGGAUGCCGGCGCUGCAGGUGGCACAGUGCCCCCCCCCCACUGCCCUCUCUCCCGGGAAGCGCAAGGCCAACCCCCACCCUGACCUUGGCCGCCCUGCAGCCUUAGGCUGAUUAGCGGGGGCCUUAAGCCGCCGUCCUAAAGGCCCCGCUUCGCCAGCCCCGGGUACCCAGAGCCGGCCAUGGCCGCCUUGUUCUCCGGCCGCGUCUUGAUCCGGAACAACAGCGAGCAGGACGAGCUGGAGACGGACGCGGAGCUGAGCCGCCGGCUGGACAACCGGCUGCUGCUGCUGUUCUUCGGCGCGGCCGCCUGCCCGCGCUGCCAGGCCUUUGCGCCCGUGCUCAAGGACUUCUUCGUGCGGCUCACCGACGAGUUCUACGUGCUGCGGGCGGCGCAGCUGGCGCUGGUGUACGUGUCCCAGGACCGCACGGAGGAGCAGCAGGGCCAGUUCCUCAAGGACAUGCCCGAGAAGUGGCUCUUCCUGCCCUUCGAGGACGCCUGGCGGAGGGACCUGGGGCGCCAGUUCUGUGUGGAGCGCCUGCCGGCCGUGGUGGUGCUGAAGCCGGGCGGGGACGUGCUCACUCGGGACGCGGCCGCCGAGAUCCAGCGUCUGGGCCCCGCCUGCUUCGCCAACUGGCAGGAGGCGUCCGAGGUGCUGGACCGCAGCUUCCUACCGCCCGAGGACCUGGACGACCCCGCGCCGCGGAGCCUCACCGAGCCCCUGCGCCGCUGCAAGUACCGCGUGGAGCGGCCGCGGCGGGGCGCGGAGGCCGCGGGGGGCGCGGCCUGGGGGCUGGACUGA
Molecule: messenger RNA, 1140 nt
Organism: Lepus europaeus (European hare)
Lineage: Eukaryota; Metazoa; Chordata; Mammalia; Lagomorpha; Leporidae
Gene: NXNL1
Product: nucleoredoxin like 1
Exons: 2
Coding region: 520-1140 (206 amino acids)
Biological process (GO): photoreceptor cell maintenance
Cellular component (GO): mitochondrion
Source: RefSeq, a predicted model, not a curated record